This is a messenger RNA of Micropterus dolomieu (smallmouth bass), 2855 nucleotides long. RefSeq names its product cytochrome P450 1B1-like. Gene Ontology annotation, molecular function: iron ion binding; steroid 17-alpha-monooxygenase activity; heme binding. The transcript has a single exon. NCBI's taxonomy places the organism in Eukaryota, Metazoa, Chordata, Actinopteri, Centrarchiformes, Centrarchidae. The record is from RefSeq and is a predicted model, not a curated record. Gene Ontology annotation, biological process: progesterone metabolic process; hormone biosynthetic process. Bases 201 to 1778 code for a protein of 525 amino acids.
GUCACUUCUCAUAUCAGAUAUUUGAGGUCUUUAUCAUGACUGCAUUGGCAUUUGAUUGACACAUCUUUUAUUAAUUUUAAAUCUGAUAUGGACAUACAAGAGCUGUAUUGAUUAUUUUCUUCCAAAAAAAUAAAACAGCUAAACAGACUUGGUUAAAAAGUGAAGAUCUUUUUUUAUUUGUGUGCAGAAAAGUUGUCACAAUGGCACUGGACGCAGAGUUUGGUGUGAAAGGCAGCAGCAUCAUCAGGGAGUGGAGUGGACAGGUUCAGCCUGCUCUGGUCGCCUCCUUUGUUUUCCUCUUCUGCCUGGAAGCCUGUCUGUGGGUGAGGAACCUCAGGCUCAAGAGAAGACUGCCAGGACCCUUCGCCUGGCCCGUGGUGGGCAACGCCAUGCAGCUGGGCCAGAUGCCUCACAUCACUUUUGCCAGGCUCGCCAAAAAAUACGGCAACGUGUACCAGAUAAGGCUGGGCUGCAGCGAUGUUGUGGUUCUGAAUGGAGACAAGGCGAUACGUCAGGCUCUGAUACAGCACAGCACUGAGUUCGCAGGCAGACCAAACUUUGUCUCUUUCCAGAUGAUCUCUGGAGGCAGGAGUAUGACAUUUACUAAUUACAGCAAACAGUGGAAAGCACAUAGGAAAGUAGCACAGUCCAGCCUCAGAGCCUUUUCCUCCGCAAACAGUCAGACCAAACAAGCCUUUGAGCAGCAUAUUACAGCCGAGGCCAUGGAAAUGGUGCAGGCAUUUUUGCGUCACAGCACUGAUGGACGCUAUUUUGACCCUAGUCAUGAAUUUACAGUAGCUGCUGCUAAUGUCAUGUGCGCUCUCUGCUUUGGGAGGCGAUACGGACAUGAGGACCUGGAGUUCAGGAACCUGUUAAAAAAGGUGAACAAGUUUGGAGAGACAGUUGGGGCAGGGAGCUUGGUAGAUGUCAUGCCCUGGCUUCAGUCCUUCCCUAACCCAGUCCGCAGUGUAUAUGAAAACUUCAAAAACCUCAACGAGGAGUUUUUUGCCUUUGUGAAAGAUAAAGUUGGACAGCACAGAGAGUCCUUCAGCCCUGAUGUGACCCGGGACAUGAGUGAUGCCAUCAUAAAUGUGAUCGAGCACAGAAAGGACAGUGGCCUGACCAAAGAGUUUGUGGAAGCAACAGUCACAGACCUAAUUGGAGCAGGUCAAGACACAGUAUCAACUUUCAUGCAGUGGAUCAUCCUGCUCCUGGUCAAACACCCAGACAUGCAGGCCAAACUGCAGGAGCUCUUAGACAAAGUAGUAGGCCAAGACAGACUGCCAUCGAUUGAGGACAGAAGCAGCCUGGCAUACCUGGACGCCUUCAUCUAUGAGACCAUGCGCUUCACCAGCUUCGUCCCCGUCACCAUCCCACACUCCACAACCUCAGACGUCACUAUCGAAGGUCUCCACAUCCCCAAAGACACGGUGGUCUUCAUCAAUCAGUGGUCUGUCAACCAUGACCCUCUGAAGUGGAAAGACCCACACAUUUUUGACCCUGCACGCUUCCUCGACGACAAAGGGGCCCUUGAUAAGGACAUGACCAACAACGUGAUGAUUUUUUCAACGGGGAAAAGACGCUGUAUCGGCAACCAGGUCGCCAAGGUGGAAGUGUUUUUAUUCACAGCCAUCAUGCUGCACCAGUGUAGCUUUGAAAGUGACCCCUCCGAGCCCCUCACUCUUGACUGCUCCUACGGGCUCGCGCUGAAGCCCCUCCAAUUCCGUGUCAGCGCCAAGCUCAGAGGAAAGCUGCUUGGCUUAGUUUCCCCAGCAUGAACUGCAUGUCGCAAUGCUUUGACUCAAGGCCAGCAAACGCUUUCCCACCAAUGACAUUUAACAGUGAGUAUCAACAUACAGUACCUGCACUAAAUCCUACUGUUGUAAGAGUUUCAUAUUUAAUAUUGAUAUUUAAUAUCUUAACACGGAGCGUAUUUGAACUAUUGUUGGUGCAGGGUUGAGAACAUCAAAGAUGUUAUGUUAGCUACAGGUAGAAUUUGAAGUUGUGGACUGAUGGGAUCAGGACAAAGGUAUAACAUUUCUGCUUCACAAAAUAUUCUAUACUUGAUCAGAUUUUGUACAUAAUUCUGAGUUGUGUGCCUGUUUUACAUCCACCAUUGAGCAUGUACAUGUAUGGUGUGUGUGCAGGAAUUAGCUACUUUUCUUAAAUGUCAAUUUAAACAAGUAUAACUGUAUAUGAAAUGUUUGUGUAUGUUAUAAAGUCACAUGAUGACUUAUUGUUCUCAACUGUAAUAUGUAAGAGUAUAUUUAACCUUUGCCACGUUAAGCAGUUACAAUUUUUUUUUUUUUAUAAUUUCAUAUUUCAGGUAUGACAAUAAAUGUAAUGUGUUUCACUAUCUACUGUACUCAAAGCAUAUGGACAAAUUAAACAAAGAAUGCUGAUCAAAGUGGGAAGAAAAAAGGCUGGAAUGUUUGUGAAGGAGGAAGUCUUUCAUCAAGGAAUGUCCAUCACAAUUCUGAGGAUGAAGAAGAGACACUGUCAUGAACAAUGAAGACUUCACAAAUGUUAUGCAUCCAGGGUUCAGUUUUAUUUUACAAGCACUGAAGCUAGCCCAUGCCAAAUACACAUGUCUCAUCAGUACAAAAAACCCACAAAUUUCUUUCACUCGUGAGGCUGUUUACAAAGUAACCUUUUCAAAGCUACAUGGAUGUCAAUGCACUCUCUUCAAGCCUCUGCAUUCAGGAAUUAAUGUUACAAGGCCCAAUGGAUGUGUUGUCCUUGAAUGUUUAAGCAGUCAUCUUAGAGUAUAUUGUGUUAUCAAUGUGUUGGCUUUAUAUGAUGGAAAAUGGAAGAAUAAGCUAUAUCUGAAAUUAAUAAAGGAAUUGUCAAUGAUA